GUCUUUCGUUCUUCAUGAAACCUGCAGAACAAAAUGUACUUUAUGGAUCAUUAAAGAAGCAACGCGAAUCGUGUGCUUCUCACUUCAGCGUUAAAAAGCUGCUAUAAAUAAACCAAACUGUACCCGGGCUGCUGUUUAGAGGUUAAUAUUUGAGAAUAUACGAGAUAUGGGCGGAUCAUAAGGUCCUCCUCCUCCUCCUCCUCCUCCUAGCGGGACGCCUUUCACGAGCAAGAGGACCGGAUAACUGCUCCAGAGAACCGCUUCAGAGGACCUCCUCUAGAGACCUCCUCCGUAGAACCGCUUUAGAGGACCUCCUCUAGAGACCCGCUUCAGAGAACUCCUCUAGAGACCUCCUUCGGAGACCCGCUUCAGAGAACUCCCCAGAGACCCGUUCAGAGGACCUCCUCUAGAGACCUCCUCUAGAGACCUCCUCCGCAGACCUCCUCUUGAGUCUUUACGCGCUGUGGACUGAUGGAAUCGGCGCGCCCGCAGCCACGGCUCCUCCACCUCCUCCUGCUCCUGGGCUCCUGCGUGUCCCCCUCGGCAGCCUGGGAACUGGUUCUACUGCACACCAACGACGUGCACGCCCGGGUGGAGGAGACCAGCGUGCACUCUGGGAAGUGCGGCGGCGGCGCGUGUUUCGGCGGCGUCGCGCGGAGAUCCUCCGCGAUCCAGACAGUGCGCGCGAAGGAGAGGCACGUGCUGCUGCUGGACGCGGGGGACCAGUUCCAGGGGACCGUGUGGUUCAACUACUACAAGGGGGCCGAGGCGGCUCACUUCAUGAACAACCUCAACUACGACGCCAUGGUGUUUGGGAACCACGAGUUUGACAACGGGGUGGAGGCCCUCAUGGCGCCCUUCAUGAAGCAGAUCAAGUGCCCCCUCCUCAGCGCCAACAUCAGAGCAACCGGCGCUCUGGCCUCCACCUUCGGCAUCUCCUUCCUACCCUACAAGAUCCUGACUGUGGGCGGGGAGAAGGUGGGCGUGGUGGGAUACACGUCGAAGGAAACGCCCCACCUCUCCCAACCAGGACCUGACGUGCUCUUUGAGGACGAGGUGAGCGCUCUGCAGCGUCAGGUGGACAAGCUGCUCGCGCUGGGAGUCCAGAAGGUCGUCGCUCUGGGACACUCGGGCUUCACCGUGGACCAGCAGGUGGCCCGUGAGGUCCGCGGGGUGGACGUGGUGAUCGGGGGGCACAGCAACACCUUCCUGUACAGCGGCCCCGCCCCCUCCUCCGAGGUCCCUGCAGGUCCGUAUCCCUUCAUGGUGCAGUCGGCCGACGGCCGGCAGGUCCCUGUGGUGCAGGCCUACGCCUACGGGAAGUACCUGGGCUACCUGAAGGUGACCUUCGACAAGGAGGGGAACGUCCUGAAGUCCACGGGGAACCCCAUUCUGCUGGACAGCAGCGUCCCGCAGGAUCCAAUUGUUCUGGCCGACGUGGAGGAGUGGAAGAAGAAACUGGCCAACUACUCGGCCCAGGUGUUGGGAAGCACGCUGGUCUUCCUGAACGGGUCCGACAAGGAGUGUCGGUUUCGGGAAUGCAACCUAGGGAACCUGAUCUGUGACGCCAUGGUGGACAACAGCCUCAGGGGGUCCAACAUGACCCAGUGGAACCACGUCAGCGCCAGCAUCUUCAACGGAGGAGGCGUCCGCACGUCCAUCGACGAGCGCUCCAGGAACGGUUCAAUCACCGCGGAGGACCUGAUCUCCGUGUUGCCCUUCGGGGGAACCUUCGACCUGGUGCAGCUGAAAGGCUCCACGCUGCUCCGAGCCUUCGAGCACUCGGUGAAGCGAUACGGAGAAAACACUGGGGAGUUCCUGCAGGUCUCUGGGUUCCGCGUGGAGUUCGACCUCUCCCGCCCGGCGGACCACCGCGUGAAAAGCCUCGCCGUGCUCUGCACGCGCUGCCGGGUCCCUCUCUACCAGCCUGUCCGGGGGGAGGAGGUCUACAUGGUGGUGCUGCCGUCCUACAUGGUGACGGGCGGAGACGGGUUCUCCAUGAUCGCCGAGGAGAUGCUGAAGCACGACAGCGGGAGUUUGGACCUUUCGGUCGUGUCCGACUACAUCACACGGAAACAAAAGGUUUAUCCCGCCGUCGAGGGACGCGUCAAGAUCUACAACUCUGCCUCUGGACCGCCCGCCCCGCUGGUCGCACUGGUUCUAGUGGUGCUGCUGUGGACCGUGUGUUGGACCAUGUGAGGCAGGAAGAACCUACGGGACCGGUUCUUCUUAUUCUAACACACCCAACAUCCGUUCCUUAAAAUACAUUUAUUUUCGUUUAGUUAUUUUCAACAACGGUGGGACGAGUUUGGACCAAAAGAGCAACUGUGUUUUCACACCAGACGAGAGGAAGUGAUUCAUAGUGUUUUUAACCGCAGACUGAAAAUAAAAGUGAAUCACAGACUGUCCACGGUGACGUAGCUCCAACCCCCCCGAUCCUUCUCCAGGGUCCGGCUGCAUGUUGAUGAGCUCGUUGUUAGUCAAACCACCGCGCAGGGUUGCCAUGGAAACCGUUCAACGACAGCUUUGAUUCACCAUCUUAUCUUAAGCGAUAUGGGCGUUCCAGUUUGAAAGACUUUUCCUGAGAAACCACAUUGAAGUCACGUGUUCAACUCCCGCUGCAAAGGGAACAAGUCAUUUGUAUUUAAAGGAAUUUAAAUGCCUUUUUUAUGGCAUAUUUGCACUUAUUUUACAUUUAUGACCAACUGCUUUUUUUACUCUUUCAAAAUUAUUUUUGAUCCUUUUUAAUAUAAUUUCCUUCUAAAUAGUAUUUACUCAUUUCAUAAACAAUCGUAUGUGAAGUCUAGAAUGUCAAGUAUUCUGCCUCAUACUAUCAAAUGUUUGAGUUUGUAAAAUAAAAGUAUUGAUAUUGAAUUAAUGUCCCUGUUAGUGAACAAACAAUAAAUAUAUAUCUCUUUA
This is a messenger RNA of Gasterosteus aculeatus aculeatus (three-spined stickleback), 2919 nucleotides long. It is a transcript of the gene nt5e, whose product is annotated as 5'-nucleotidase, ecto (CD73). Gene Ontology annotation, molecular function: metal ion binding; 5'-nucleotidase activity; nucleotide binding. Gene Ontology annotation, biological process: AMP catabolic process. Lineage: Eukaryota; Metazoa; Chordata; Actinopteri; Perciformes; Gasterosteidae. The record is from RefSeq and is a predicted model, not a curated record. Gene Ontology annotation, cellular component: plasma membrane.